Molecule: messenger RNA, 1107 nt
Organism: Aphanomyces astaci
Lineage: Eukaryota; Oomycota; Saprolegniomycetes; Saprolegniales; Verrucalvaceae
Exons: 6
Coding region: 1-1107 (368 amino acids)
Biological process (GO): error-prone translesion synthesis
Cellular component (GO): nucleus
Molecular function (GO): DNA-directed DNA polymerase activity
Source: RefSeq, a predicted model, not a curated record
AUGGACUCGUCCAAGGAGCACCUGUUCGUGUUCUCGAACCCAAAGGCAGGGAUGGACGACGUUGACCGGUCUACGAUCAACCAGACGAUCUACGACAUGUCGAAAGACUCUGCGUUCUUCAAGAACUCGGUCGACAAGGACGGUAUAGUGGACAAGAAGAUCGCGGCCAUGCGAGUGCAAUUGGGCGUCAAGCGUCGUCACAACUUGGUCACUGACGUCGACCAACGCGUGGCAGCCUUGGAGGCCAGCCGCGACUUCUCCCGCGUGCACGUCGUCGUGGACAUGGACAUGUUCUUCGCUGCCGUCGAAAUGCGCGACAAUCCAUCGUUAGCCAACGUUCCCAUGGCUGUCGGGGGCAUGGGCAUGAUCUGCACGGCCAACUACGCGGCGCGCAAGUUUGGGGUGCGCGCCGCCAUGCCUGGCUUUAUCGCGAAAAAGCUGUGCCCAGCCCUCGUGUUUGUGCCUCCACAUAUUGCCAAAUACGAGGCUGUGGCCCACCAAACUCGAGAUAUAUUUCGCCAGUUUGAUCCCCAUUUUACCGCUGGCAGCUUGGAUGAGGCUUACUUGGAUAUUACAGACUUCAUCGAUGCGUCAACUGCUAAGUCCACCGCCCCCCCGUUGUCGCCAGCCUCUCCAUCUUCUAUGCUAGCCGCCCAACCUUUUUAUUUUACGAAUGAGACCAGCGUCGAGGACAAGGCGGCGGCGGUCGUCCAAGCGCUACGACAUCGCAUAUUUGAGGUCACACAGCUCACUGCCAGUGCCGGCAUCGCAGCCACCCCCCAACUGGCCAAGGUGUGCUCGGACAUCAACAAACCCAACGGCCAAUACUACGUGCUACCGUUCAACCGCCAAGCGGUGGUCAAAUUUUGUCAUCAUUUACCAGUGCGCAAGUUUGGCGGCAUUGGCAAAGUGAAAGAGAAAUUGCUGGCACAGUUGCUGAGUAUAUCCACUGGAGGCGACUUGUUUGCAAGGCGGUACGAUCUAUUUCACUUGUUUUCAGAGACGACGGCGCAGUGGCUGCUGCAGUUGAGUGUCGGGAGCUCCACUGGUUCGUCUGGUGGCAACGACGAGGACACGCCAACUCGGAAAAGUGUCAGUGCCUUUUGA